Molecule: messenger RNA, 972 nt
Organism: Anopheles funestus (African malaria mosquito)
Lineage: Eukaryota; Metazoa; Arthropoda; Insecta; Diptera; Culicidae
Gene: Pfdn5
Product: probable prefoldin subunit 5
Exons: 4
Coding region: 199-690 (163 amino acids)
Biological process (GO): regulation of DNA-templated transcription; protein folding
Cellular component (GO): cytoplasm; prefoldin complex
Source: RefSeq, a predicted model, not a curated record
CAAACCUAUUUGACAUAGAAGGCCAUCCGAAGUUUCACAGCAAUUCGUCGUGAACGGGCAGUCAGAUAGACGAAGAAGAACAAUAAUCUUCCCUUAACGGGAAGUUACCGCCUACGGAUAAAUUCUAGCCACUUUUCCUCAACAUCAUUUCCAUCCUGUAAAACCCAUAUCACACAUCAGCAGUGCAGAACGACCACGAUGGCACAUAUAUCCACCACCGAAAAGCCGCAGAUGCAGCAAAUCGAUCUCAACACGCUAAAUCUGCAGCAAUUGACUCAGCUGAAAAAUCAACUAGAUCAGGAAUUAUCAAUCUUUCAAGAAUCGCUGAACAACAUCAAGAUGGCAAGAUCGAAAUACUCUGCUUCGAAGGAAGCUUUGGAACAGUUCAAAGAGGAUUGGAACGAUAAGCAAAUUCUAGUACCAUUGACGGGGAGCAUGUACGUGCCCGGCACGAUUAAGGAUGCUAAUAAUGUCAUCAUUGAAAUCGGUACCGGUUACUACGUAGAGAAUGAUCUCGAAAGCGCGAAGGCCUUCUUCAAACGGCGUGUCGAAUACGUUCAGGAGCAGCUAGAAAAGAUCGAAACGAUUGGCAUCGAAAAGUCCAAAAUCCGUGAUACCAUUCGCGAGGUAAUGGAGAAGAAACUGGCCGUGUUUAGCAAAGAGCUGCAAAAGAAGCGCGAUGGCGAAUAGUCAGUGUCGACGAGACCCGUUCGUUAGAUUAACAUCGUGAAGUUCAGCUGUCCGUGUCUUGCAAAGGGACUUGGAAAUCAUAAAGCAUAACCGAUCAACCGCUAAUCAUGUAAGCAAACCAAAGCCCGAUGGUUUAUUUUUUCUUGGUAUUUUCUGGUUCAUAUUCUUUCGUCGGGUAUUUUCAUUCUGUAAACUUUACACCGCGCCUUAGUUAAGCGUUGGAACCCGACGCUGCAUUUACGCAAUAAUAAAUUAACCAAACGAAACGAAACGAAAACCGUA